UAAAUAAAGUUUCGGUGAAAUGACCUUCCCUUGUCAUCAUCCGGGAACCUACAUACCUCACAUCACGCGUGCGCACUCGUCCGUUGUGGUUCGACCUCUGUAGUUGAUAGACCCGGGCUUCAGCUAGACUGACCGAACCGGUUAAUAGUACCUAAGGGAGAAAAUGUACGCCUGUGCAAAGUUCGUCUCUUCGCCGGCUGUGGUCCGUGCUGGUUCCCGGGCUCUUUAUAGACCCCUGUCUGCCUGUGUGUUGUCAAGGCCUGAGAUUAAAACAGAGAGCAGUGUUGCUGUGAUGCCACAGAACCCUCUCACCCAGGUCACACUUAGGAGCUUCCAGACCAGCGCUGUCAGCAAGGACAUUGACACCGCUGCCAAGUUUAUUGGAGCUGGAGCUGCUACAGUUGGUGUAGCUGGAUCCGGUGCUGGAAUUGGGACGGUGUUUGGCAGUCUCAUCAUCGGCUAUGCUAGGAACCCAUCUUUGAAGCAGCAGCUCUUCUCGUAUGCCAUCCUGGGAUUCGCCCUGUCUGAGGCCAUGGGACUGUUCUGUUUGAUGGUUGCUUUCCUUAUCCUGUUUGCUAUGUAAAACUGCUGUCAUACAACACUUACAGAUGUAACUACAUAUUUUAUUGUGGCUACUAAAAUUGUUCCAUGUUGUUGUCAAGGAAAUGUACAUUUUCAAGUCUUUCAGACGCUGUCGAAAUAAGCAAAACAUGUAUUGUACAAAUGUAAGAAAUUACGUGAUUAAAAUACAUGUAUUUGACUAUUUA
Molecule: messenger RNA, 767 nt
Organism: Monopterus albus (swamp eel)
Lineage: Eukaryota; Metazoa; Chordata; Actinopteri; Synbranchiformes; Synbranchidae
Gene: atp5mc3a
Product: ATP synthase membrane subunit c locus 3a
Exons: 5
Coding region: 164-583 (139 amino acids)
Biological process (GO): proton motive force-driven ATP synthesis; proton transmembrane transport
Molecular function (GO): proton transmembrane transporter activity
Source: RefSeq, a predicted model, not a curated record